Molecule: messenger RNA, 813 nt
Organism: Cucumis melo (muskmelon)
Lineage: Eukaryota; Viridiplantae; Streptophyta; Magnoliopsida; Cucurbitales; Cucurbitaceae
Exons: 3
Coding region: 1-813 (270 amino acids)
Molecular function (GO): nucleic acid binding
Source: RefSeq, a predicted model, not a curated record
AUGGCAAUCACCAACAAAAUACGGAUGUUCGAGGACAUGUCAGAGGAUAUCAUCAUCAUUGAGAAGAUACUUAGAUCCUUAACACCAAAAUUCAAUUUUGUUGUUUGUGCAAUUGAGGAGUCUAAGAAUAUUGAUGAUCUAUCACUUGAUGAGCUGCAAAGUUCUUUACUGGUACAUGAACAGAAGCUCAAGCAACAAGACAAUGAGGAGCAAGCUUUGAAAGCUUCAAUAGAAACUCCAUCGUUGUCAAAAAGAGGUAGAGGCAGAGCAAAGGUGAAGGAUGAGGCAUGGCUAUGGCAUUUACGCAAUGGGCAUCUAAAAUUUGGUGGACUCAAAACAUUGCAAGAAAAAAAUAUGGUGACGGGUUUACCACAAAUUAAAAGUCAUUCUGAGAUUUGUGAAGAUUGUGUGGUUGGGAAACAACACAGAGAUAGGUUUCCAACAGAAAAAUCAUGGAGAGCAAAGCAUGUUUUGGAACUUAUUCACUAUGAUCUUUGUGGACCCAUAAAUCCGACAUUAAAUGGUGGUAAACGUUACUUUGUAACAUUCAUUGAUGAUUAUAGUCGAAAAACUUGGGUUGACUUUUUACAGAAAAAAUCUGAAACUUUUUCAGCUUUUAAAAGCUUCCAAGAAAAGGUUGAAAAGGAAGCAGACAUGUCAAUAAAGAUUCUUCGUAGUGAUCGUAGAGAUUGGGAUCCAGUAACCUUUGAAGAAGCUGUCAAAAAACCGAAAUGGCAAGAGGCAAUGAAUGAUGAGAUAGUAGCAAUUGAAAGAAACAACACCUGGGAAUUAAUUGAACUUCCAAAGGGGUAG